Molecule: messenger RNA, 2649 nt
Organism: Anguilla rostrata (American eel)
Lineage: Eukaryota; Metazoa; Chordata; Actinopteri; Anguilliformes; Anguillidae
Gene: dok2
Product: docking protein 2
Exons: 5
Coding region: 61-1827 (588 amino acids)
Biological process (GO): cell surface receptor protein tyrosine kinase signaling pathway; Ras protein signal transduction; positive regulation of MAPK cascade
Cellular component (GO): cytoplasm
Source: RefSeq, a predicted model, not a curated record
CACCACUCUGCGUAAGCAGGCUGAGUUUUAACGGUAGUGCAGGGCGCACAGGAAGUCACGAUGACGGGGAACUCGGGGCCUCUGCAUCGAUCGCAGACGCUACUGGCUCAGCUCGUCGUGCUACAGGGCUACAGACGGCUCGAAGGAGCCAGCGGAGGAGAGAUCGCCAUGGACGAGGACGUCAGGAAGAAGGGAGUACUGUACAUUCAACAGCAGAGGUUUGGGAAGAAAUGGAAGAAGGUGUGGUCCAUCAUCUACAGAGAGAGUGCCUGCUCCAUCUCCCGGAUGGAGUUCUUUGAGUGCAAAGACAAUGCGGUCAGCAUGGAGAAGGCCGACAAGACCCUCCGCAAGCAGGAGAACAAGAAGGUCAUCAAGCUGAGUGACUGCAUCCGGGUGUCGGAGGUGGAGAUGGACUGCCCCAAGGACUGUGGCCCCUUCCUGGUGGAGACCACCGAGAAGCUCUUCGUAUUCGCAGCAGAGAACUCUGAGCUGGAGGACUGGACCCAGAAGCUUUGUGAGAUUGCCUUCCCUAUGAACUGGAGUGAGCGCGUGGUGCCCAAGCGCAGCAGUAUCCAGAGGGGCCCCACAAGAGGGGACCCAGAAGAGUCCACAAUGGAGGAGAACUCUCUGUACUGCAGAGGAGACCAUGCCUUAAGGGACUUCAAGGUGUUGGUGAGGAAAACGGAGGCCUCGGAGAGGUGCAGGUUACGUGGGUCCUUCUUCCUGCGUGCCGAUUUCGACAGCCUCAUCCUCAUAGACUCAAAGUCAGGCGAGAUGCUCUUCGCCUGGCCCUACCGCUACCUCCGAAGGUUCGGUCGGGACAAGGUUACUUUUUCCUUUGAAGCGGGACGCCGAUGUGACACCGGGGAAGGAAACUUUGAGUUCGACACCAAGCAGGGGAACGGCCUCUUCCAGGCAGUUGAGACGGCCAUCAACAUGCAGAAGAACACCUACGCCCCUCAGAGGCAGGCCUCGGGAGGGAUGGACAUGGAGCCCGCCCCCAGACACCCGAUCACGAAGGACAGCUGCGUCUACAGCACCAUCAGUGAAGCCCAGAUGAGGGACAGCCCCGCCCCACUACAGGGCGCUAGGUCCAGGCUGGACCUGCCCAGCGACAAACUGCUGACCGGAGUGAAGAGCCUGACCCUGGACACCAGGCCGCCCCCCCGAAAGAACCAGGUCAAGACUAUCUCAAGCUGCCCACUCCUCAACAGCGAGGACCAGGCCUAUUCCCACACCUCCAUGACACGGGACCAGGGGGAGCCGGAGGAGGCCAAGCCAACAUCCGCAGCUCACGGCAGGCAAGGUUCCCACGACGAAUACUCCCUCCCUUUUGACACUAUCAGCAAGAACCUGAUGGCCUGCUUCCUGGCCGCUCAGACGCCCCUGGCUGGGGAUGCAGGCAACGAGAGGGACAACCGUGCAGAUGGCGCAGAGGCCCCUGAUCCCAUCUAUGACUCCAUAGACGAGAUGUCCGUCAGGCCAGUCUUAAAGACCCAGUCCCAGGUCCGUAAGCCCACCGAGUUCAAGGUGGAGCACAUUUACGAUGAGCCCGAGGGUUGCGCGGCCAUGGUAACGGAGGUCAGGGGGCCUACCUCCCUUUACGACGAACCGGAAGAGGUCAAGGGUUACGCCUGGAAAUUCCAAGGCACAGCAGUGGACCCCAGUGGCCAUGAGUAUCCCUACAACCCUCACAUUGAUGACUAUGCCGUCCCAAAACCAGCAAAAAGGGCUUUCCCUGACCUCCAGGAGGACCAAUCAAAAGAAGACGAUGACUCCCCUUACGAUAAUGUGAUGUCAAAAAUGACCAGCAGAGGAAACAGAUAACAAUGUUCCUGAAAAACCAAUUUGCAAUUUACUUAAAAAUAGUCUUUGGAGAAUUCUGUGAAUUUUACAAACUUCUGAGGGCAUUGGGAGAUAAGUCAGUUUUAUUUUGCAACAUUCAGAUCAAUUCCAAUAGUCUGUCAAAACAAUACGCCAAAAGAACAAUGGCCUUGACAUUUGUUCAAGAACAUAAAGUUGCAAUGAUGCAGUGGAUACUUUGUCAAGUCCUCAACUUUCCUUUUCCAGGAGUGAUCCAUCCCCUGUCUUACUGGCAUCAAUUUCUGUCCUUUAAGUAGCAUUACUAUAUAUGACAAAGAAAGAAUUAUUUUAAAUCCCAGCCUACUCCACUUGGGGAUAUUUCAAGAUUCCUCCAAAGGCGCAUAUUUCAUGUUCAGAAUAUAUUAUUUUGUAAAGUUAAUAAAUAAUUGUGUGCAUUGUUAUUUUAUGUAGUUAUACUAUUGAUAUUUAGCAAGAAGUGAUUUGAUUUCAUUCUGAUCAUGACGUUUGGAAUUUCACACUGAAAGCCACCCUUUUGGGUGUGUUCCCAAUAUGGGCGAAUAUAUGCACUCCCUGACCCAAACAGCCAUGCUUGAUAGGCAUGGGAAUGCACUCCACCCUGUGAAAUCCUCAGAGACAAAAAGACUUCCAGAAAAUGUUCAUAUUUGUUGAGAUGGAAUGUACUAUGUAUGGUGUUUACAUCUGAAAUUUGGUUCCUUGUUAUCUCAUUAGCGUAUACCCCAGGCUAAUAAUGGCAUCCCUUUCCCACAGCUGUGCCUCUGGCUGGUAAAAUGUUUUGCAGCUUCAUUAAUGAAUUCUGUGACCUUA